Messenger RNA from Tribolium madens (black flour beetle), 1521 nucleotides. RefSeq names its product syntaxin-5. Lineage: Eukaryota; Metazoa; Arthropoda; Insecta; Coleoptera; Tenebrionidae. Bases 311 to 1414 code for a protein of 367 amino acids. Gene Ontology annotation, biological process: endoplasmic reticulum to Golgi vesicle-mediated transport; intracellular protein transport; vesicle fusion. Gene Ontology annotation, molecular function: SNAP receptor activity; SNARE binding. Gene Ontology annotation, cellular component: SNARE complex; endomembrane system; Golgi membrane. The transcript has 3 exons. The record is from RefSeq and is a predicted model, not a curated record.
AGGGCCCCCGAAAAUCAUUUUCGUUCUUCCAAUAAAACUUAGUAUGUUGGUAACAGUGUACAGGUGACGGGACGGCGAUGUGUCACUCCUAUUUGUCAAAAUUACAAAUAAUUAAUUAAGGGAUAAAUUCAGUGUUAAAUUAUUUCAAAGGGUGAUUUCUUGUGCCACAACCCCGUUGAAGUGUUUCUGUGUUAAUUCGUGAUAUUUUAAAUUGACUUGUUAGAAAACUGUCCCCUGAGAACAUAUGUGAAAGUCCAGUUUUCGCCCCCAUUACAUGUUUAAUCUCUCUGUGUAAAAAUUCAAGAAUGCGAUGCUCCCUAGAAGACGCCGCGCUGGCUCCGAAACAGAGCCUUUAGUUGUUGUUCCUAGCGAUAAUCACUGGACGAAAGAAUCUAACCUCAAUUACAUAAACAGUGCAUAUCCUAACAAUGUGUCUCAGGAUUAUUACUUAGAAGACGAGUUUCCAACCGAGGAGUACGUUGAACCAGAACCAGUUAUGGCGGCAAGAGAUAGGACUAGCGAAUUUAUCAAUACCAUACAAACUUUACAAGGGAGGAGUAUUCAAAGAGCUGUGGCUGUUAGGGACCCCAAAAAGUCCAAAGCCAUUCAAAUACACUCCGAGUUUAUGUUAAUUGCGAAGAAUAUUGGCCGGAACAUUGCUAGCACGUAUACCAAACUUGAGAAAUUAACUCUUUUGGCGAAACGAAAAUCCCUUUUUGACGACCGCACCGCCGAAAUCCAGGAACUCACUUACAUCAUCAAGGGUGAUUUGAGCUCCCUCAACCAGCAAAUUGCCCAGUUACAAGAUGUGUCCAAAAAACACAAGAACUACACCACUGGCAAACACCUCCAGUCCCAUUCCAGUAGUGUUGUUUUGGCCUUACAAUCAAAGUUGGCGACAAUGUCGACCGAUUUUAAGCAAAUUCUCGAAGUCCGGACAGAGAACCUCAAGCACCAGAAAAGUCGGCGAGAGCAGUUUUCGCAGGGAGGACUCCCUCCGCCUCCUGUGCCCUCCUCGAGUCAAGGGAGUUUGCUACUUCAAGAACAGGACCAAGUUAGUAUCAACGUAGAGGGUUCGGCGAUGGUGCCCCAAAGGACUCAAAUGCAAGCCGCGCUGAUGUAUGACGAGACGGACCAGUAUUUGCAAAGUCGCGCGGAGACGAUGCAGAAUAUCGAGUCGACGAUUGUGGAAUUGGGGGGGAUUUUCCAGCAGUUGGCACAUAUGGUGAAGGAACAGGAGGAGAUGGUGGAGAGGAUAGACACGAAUGUGCAAGACGCCGAGUUGAAUAUCGAGGCUGCUCAUGCCCAAAUUUUGAAAUAUUUCCAAUCGGUGACAUCGAACAGAUGGCUCAUGAUAAAAAUUUUCGGGGUUUUGAUUUUCUUUUUUAUAUUUUUUGUCGUUUUCCUGGCGUAAUAUCCGGUGGGACUAUUUUAUAUCGUUAUUAGAUAGGUAAAAGCAAGUGAUAUUGUUAUGUAAAAAUUAUCAGAGACAAUAUAUUAUAAAUAAAACAGAUGAUACAA